AUGCAGGUUGUAAAUUUGGAACUAAAAAAAUGCACAUGUCGUCGUUUCGAUCAUGAGAAAAUACCAUGCAUCAAUGCAAUCGCAGCUGUAGAGCAUAAGGAUGUGUCUCGUAUAUCCCUGUGCGAUCCGAAAUUUAUGAGUGUCGAUUUGGUUAACGGAUGGGGUGGUUCAAUCAUGCCUCCAAAUGAAUCAGUCCCGGUUCCUGUUGCUGUGGAUAUUCAACCGUGCUUGCCUCCGAUUGUUGUGAACCCGCAAGGAAGACCCAAGAAGCGUAGGAUUAAAUCAUCUUUGGAAGUGGCCAUUGGAAAAAAACGUCCUAGGAAGCAACACGCAAGUUCGCGAUGUAAGCAAGUUGGGCACAAUGUGAAAAAUUGUCGGAUGUAG
This is a messenger RNA of Camelina sativa (false flax), 384 nucleotides long. The record is from RefSeq and is a predicted model, not a curated record. Lineage: Eukaryota; Viridiplantae; Streptophyta; Magnoliopsida; Brassicales; Brassicaceae.